UUCCAAAUAAUGCUUCUUGAAAUUUUUUAUGCUUUCACUUUUGUUGCCAUGUGCUUUUUCCUGCUGUUUAUUUGAGAUGGAAGUGAGCUCUAAGAUUCCUUCAGAUGUGCUGCUUCCUUCACUCCUGGAUCCUGCCCUGGAGCAGGUUCAGCUCUUGUCCAAAAAGUGAUGCUGAAGGUGAUGGAGGGCCUGCCAUGUCCUUUGUCUCUCCCCUCACAGCUCCUCAGCUGUUCCUCCUUGCUUAAAAAGCCGCAUCAAUAUUGGGUUUAAAGGUGGGAUGAUGUGUUUUGUGGAAUUCAGGAACACUUUCUGACUGCCCUCCUCAUGAUCCCCAGCUAUCCCUGCUCCAGGUGACAUGUCAGGGACUUGCACAGCUGCUCCAUUCCAAUUUUUAUUGGAAUUCCCAGUUGUAGAUUUCUUCUUUUUUUAUUUUUCUGUUUGCAAAUUCACCUUUUUAACAUGUUCAGUUUGGUCCUCAUCCACCAGAGCCUUUCACUUCCUGUAGAGAAAGAAGCAAUGCUUGGUUCUCCAACCUUUGACAGCCCCAGACUUUCCAUAGGAUUUAACCCCCACACUCCAUCCCCUUUUCCUUCCCACAGAAGUUUGUUUCACCCUGUUCCUUGUUUGCAAACUGAAAUGCACCUGGGGCAGAUUUGGGAAUACCAAGUGUGACCUGUAGAAGGUUUGGAGCAGCAAAUCCUGAUUUCUGCAGGGAUGGUGUGUUUCGGGGGCAGCUGGGCAGUUCUGGGGUGCUAACUCGGGGGGUGGCUCUGCCUCACGAGGUGUAUCCAGGUACAGAACCUCUGGGGUGACUACCCAGAGCUGUCACUGCUGUCCCCAAGCCAGCUCUGGGGGUAAAACAGACUAUUCCAGUGAAAUCCAGAGCUGUCACCGUAACUGUGCUCCCUGUCAGCCCAAGGUCACUGCCUGCACCUCCCUGAAGGACACUGGGGCAAGAGCAGCUGCAGCCAAGUGAGGGAGGUGUUGGAUCCAUCCCUUCAGCCCAGUGCUGAGAAGGAAAGCAGUCAUUUUUCAAAGGGAUUUAAGAGGCUGACAGGGAGAGGAAAUUGAGGUUUGUUUGGAAGAGGCAUCAAGGAGAUCCAGCGCCCCUUCUGUCAUGUUUUUGGAAUUGCCUUGACUGUGUGGAGAGCUGGGAGAGGCAGAUCCAGUGCCCUGAGGCUGUGGCAGAGCUCGGUGGGAAGGAAGGGACUGGCACGAGAAAUUCUUUGUUUCUGAUUUGUUGAGGACAGCUGAUGUUGUGUUUGGCGAGACAGAAAUGAAUCCAUCCCUCCUCAGCUGAGGCACCUAUGGGACAGCUCUGAUGGGGCCAGCAAAUCUUCGUCAGGAACCACAGGAUGGGCAGAGUGAGGAAGAGUCAUUUGGAGACACCUGGGUGAUCCCUGUCACACCAGGCCUGGAGCAUCACCCAGCGAGGCAGGGAUGGGGUGGGGCUGAAGGGCUUCAUUCUAACACAAAAUGCAGGAGAGAUUUUUUCCAUCCCUCUGCCAUUCAGUUUGUCCAGCCUGGCCCAGGGGAUUCACUUUCCUGGCUUUUAAACUAAAGGUUUUGUGGGUAAGCUGUUGGUUUCAAGAUGAGCCACACUCAGAGCAGGUAGAAAAACCUGCAAGGACCGUAGUAAAUGGGGAUGUGUGCAGCUGAAUAAAAUAUUCCCUGAGGAAUCAGGAUGGUUUGGGUCUGAAGGGACUCUCAGAGGUGAAGAGGGAGUCUGGCCUGCUGCCAGCAGAGUGGAAUGCUCCCAGUUUGAUGCCUGGUGUGAAAUGCUCCCAGUUGGAUGCCUUACAUCGCCCUGUGCCUGUGAAGAUGGAUAAACCCUUGUACCAGGCUCCAGAAAUCCCUUGUGACACACCCCAGGAUGCGUUCCCAGCGUGUUCCUGGGAAAUGCUGGGCAGAGAAAACAAAGGAACUCCAUGGAGAGAACCUGCAUAGGGCUGAAGUUAAAGCAAGAACACCAGUCUGGAAAUGCUGAGCUGCUCCAGCUUCCCGCCGAGUUCCUGGAGCCGACCCCGGCCCUGUGUCACUCCUUGCGUGGAGCCCUCACAAUCGGGGACAUUUUGCCCGGUUUUUGCUUCGCGCUGCCCUCGGUUUCCAGGCUAAACCCUCCGGUGAACUGCUGACGGCAGAGUUUUCCAGAGAAGCUGGCAAGAAGCAGCGUGAACGUGCUGAUGUGAAUUUCGACGUUAAUCUUCUGUAAAUCGAGCGGCCCGUGUGCGAGGGACGGCCGGGAGAAAUCCGCAUGACGUUUCCAUCGCCCGCUGCGCGCCCGCCUCGCUAUUGAGAGGAAAUCCCAUGGCUGGAAUUCCGUGGACGCAGCUGCUGCAUCAGCGCUCGGGGAAUUCUGCUGUUCUGUUCAGAAGCAACCCAUAAAUAGCGGGGCCGCCCGCGCCGCCCGGCACAGCGGAACCGCACGGAGAGGCACAAUGACCGAGCAGCAAAGUCCCCCCGAGCAGAUGGCGACUGGGGAGGGUGCUGGCGAGCGAGGUGGCAACUACAAGAUCACAAUCUACGAGCUGGAGAAUUUCCAGGGGAAAAGGUGUGAGCUGACAGAGGAGCUCCCCAACAUCACCGAGAAGGAGAUGGAGAAGGUGGGCUCCAUCCAGGUGGAGUCUGGCCCGUGGCUGGGCUUCGAGCGCCAGGCCUACGCCGGGGAGCAGUUCGUGCUGGAGAAGGGCGACUACCCCCGCUGGGACUCGUGGUCCAACAGCCACAGCAGCGACAGCCUGAUGUCCAUCCGGCCCCUCCAGAUUGACAGCGCUGACCACAAGAUCCACCUGUUUGAGAACGCGGGCUACACCGGGCGCAAGAUGGAGAUCGUGGAUGACGACGUGCCCAGCCUCUGGGCCCACGGCUUCCAGGACCGUGUGGCCAGCGUCAAGGCCCUGAAUGGAACGUGGGUGGGCUACGAGUACCCCGGCUACCGGGGCCGCCAGCACGUCUUUGAGAAGGGCGAGUACCGGCACUGGAACGAGUGGGACGCCAACCAGCCCCUGAUCCAGUCGGUGCGCCGCGUGCGGGACCAGCAGUGGCACCAGCGGGGCUGCUUCGAGAACAGCUGAGGGACCCCCAGCCCCCCCCGGGGCCCUCGCGGGGUCCCCCGGCCGCUGCCGUGACCGUGGUGAUUUUUGUGCAAAAACCUCAA
Molecule: messenger RNA, 3157 nt
Organism: Onychostruthus taczanowskii (white-rumped snowfinch)
Lineage: Eukaryota; Metazoa; Chordata; Aves; Passeriformes; Passeridae
Product: beta-crystallin B3
Exons: 7
Coding region: 2439-3074 (211 amino acids)
Biological process (GO): lens development in camera-type eye; visual perception
Molecular function (GO): structural constituent of eye lens
Source: RefSeq, a predicted model, not a curated record